Molecule: messenger RNA, 1830 nt
Organism: Lathyrus sativus (Indian pea)
Lineage: Eukaryota; Viridiplantae; Streptophyta; Magnoliopsida; Fabales; Fabaceae
Source: the annotation of a GenBank genome assembly
AUGGAUGUAUGUGAAUCAGAGCAAGCAUUACGGAAACACAGAACUGGGGAGAGUGCAAGACACCCUUUGGCCCCAGCUGAAAAGAACAAUGCAAUCACCACAAGGCGGUCCGGAACUAGGGAAGUUAGUUCAAGGUAUAAGUCACCUACUCCGUCAUCUCCAUCUGGUCCCCGUCGGUGCCCAUCUCCAUCUGGUCCCCGUCGGUGUCCAUCUCCAAAUAGCUUCACGAGAACAACUGCACCAUCUAAACUAUUACCCAAGAGAGCUCAAUCAGCUGAGAGAAAUCGGCCUGCAACUCCUCCUUCUCCAACAAGUCCUUCUACGCCCGUCCACAACGAUGUGCAUUUAUCCAAAAGGGUAGCUAAUAGCCGUUUGCCAGAGACUCUAUGGCCUUCCACAAUGCGAAGUUUGAGUGUUUCUUUUCAGUCAGAUACCAUUUCGAUACCUGUGAGCAAGAAAGAGAGGCCUCUUACUAGUGCUUCUGAUCGUACUCUACGGCCGACUUCAAACGUGGCACACAAGCAGGUUGAAACAAAAAAUACACGUAAGCCUACGCCGGAGAGAAAGAGGAGUCCUCUUAAAGGGAAGAAUGCCUCUGAUCAAUCUGAGAACUCAAAACCAGUUGAUGGUUCGCAUUCUCGGUUGAUAGAUCAGCAUCGGUGGCCAGGUAGAAUGGGUGGGAAGGUAUCUUCUAGUCCCUUAAAUAGAAGUCUUGAUCAUUCAGAUAAGAUAACCAGAAUGUUGAACAGUUCUGUUCCAGGAACGGGUGUGUCUUCACUUAGAAGAUUUUCAUUACCAGGUGAUGCAAGUAAGCCCCUGCAGAAAACUUCUACUGAUGUUGCAAGGCUAUUGUCACUUGUUGAAAAUGGUAGAAUAGGAAGCCAGGUGAAAUCUUUUGAUGACAGCUUCCAUGUAUUAAGAACUCAUAAAUCUGUUCCUGCCACUCCAUCAGAUAAAACAGGAUUACCAUUUACUGGAGCCAGAUCUCAAGCCUUGUUAUCUCCAAGGUCAUCACGUCCCUCCUCACCUAGUAGGACCAUGACAGUAUCUCCUUCUAUUUCCAGAGGCGUCAGUCCAUCUCGGUCAAGGCCAUCUACUCCUCCCAGAGGGGUUAGUCCAAGUCGAAUAAGGGCAACUAGUUCGUCCAACCAAUCCAACGAUUCAAUUUCAGUUCUUAGCUUUAUUGCCGAUUUUAAAAAAGGGAAAAAAGGUGCAGCCUACAUUGAAGAUGCUCACCAAUUAAGACUUCUCUAUAACAGAUACUUGCAAUGGAGAUUUGCCAAUGCGAGAGCGGAGGAUGCAUUUUAUGUCCAAAAUGCAAUUGUCGAGAAAACUUUGUAUAAUGUAUGGAGCACUACUAUGUCUAUGUGGGAGUCAAUUACUAGGAAGAGGAUCCAUCUCCAGCAGCUGCAGCUUGAGCUGAAGCUGAAUUCUAUUAUGAAUGAUCAAAUGACCUACCUUGAUGAUUGGGCCAAUCUUGAAAGCAGUCAUGUUGAUGCUCUAUCUGGGGCUGUAGAAGACUUGGAGGCAAACACUCUUCGUCUUCCACUGACUGGAGGGGCAAAGGCAGAUAUUGAGCACUUGAAGGUUGCUAUCUGUUCAGCUGUUGAUGUCAUGCAAGCUAUGGGAUCUGCAAUCCGUCCUUUGCUUUCACGGGUGGAAGGCAUGAAUAACUUGAUUUCUGAAGUUGCUAUCGUAACAGCACAGGAGAAAGCCAUGCUUGAUGAAUGUGAAGCGCUACUGGCUUUUUCAGCGUCUAUGCAGGUUGAGGAAUAUAGCCUUCGAACGCAUCAGAUGCAAAUCAAGCAAGCGUUGGAGGUAAAAAAGUAA